Pseudogymnoascus destructans is the source of this 1125-nucleotide messenger RNA. RefSeq lists its product as uncharacterized. The record is from RefSeq and is a predicted model, not a curated record. Lineage: Eukaryota; Fungi; Ascomycota; Leotiomycetes; Thelebolales; Thelebolaceae. Bases 1 to 1125 code for a protein of 374 amino acids. The transcript has a single exon.
AUGAGCAACCCUCAGAACCCGACAACCGGCUCAAGCCCGUCUAGAACCCAGGACUCGAAUAAGCCUGGCUCCACAGCCGACGAACUUCCAAACCCCCUUAAAUCUCGGAGCCUAACCAAGCGCCCACUGAGGGACUUAGUCGCAGAACUCGCUCCAGACAAAGGGUUUCCAGAGACCGAUUUCUUCACCACCUUCAGCGAAGACGGCUCACGUCGUUCGGCACGGGCUAGGAAGCCGAUAGCGAGGAUGUCCCCCGAACCGGUGUCUCCUCCACCUAAACCGCCGAAGACGAAAACGGCGACAAAACACCUGCCCAAACGACCGCGCACGGCGGCAUCCAACCCAUUAGCGGCUAAGGCGAGUUACACCGACACUGGCCGUGACAAAGCGCCAAAAGAGGUCGAAGCAGGACCCUCAUCCGCAGGCACAUCGGAAACCGUCGCGACGCAAGCCGCCGAAGCCUACCUCUCUGACAGCGGGAGCCUUGACAUACCUGGCCUGCCAACCGCAUCCUGUGACCGCUGCAAUGAUGUGUGCCUCAACUGUGUCAGCCUGACUAUGUCGGCCGUCAAUUUGCUCAAGUCCCCCGACGACCGCAACACUUGGUACAUUGGCCCCUAUGGCAUGUUCGAGAUCGGGCCUCUGCGCUUCCCGCGCGGUCGGAAGAGUGUAACGUACGUGCGUGGACGGAUGUCCGCGGAGACGUGGGCUACACGCGUUGAUGCCGAGGCGGCAGGAGUUGAGUUGGACUCAGAGACGGACGAUGACAAUGAUGAGACUGCGCGGGCGGAGUCCGGCGUAGAGAUGGGGCAUGGGGAUGUUGUAGCGGCGGGAUCGGGGUUGUAUUCAAUGAUGGAACCUGAGGAUGAUGAGACUGUGGGUGAAGAGGGCGGCGAGGGUGGAGAGGGGCUGGAAGAGGUGGACUUGGAGGAUUUAAUUAAAGAGUGGCGCGACUUUUGUUGGCUCGGACAGAAGAACGGUUGGGGGCCGUGGCUGAACGGUCUUGUAAGGCCGGCGCAUAUUGACAGGAAGAAGUGGAACGAGCGUUCACGGCGUAGGGCGGCUGCGUUAAAUGCCAGAUAUGAGGCAAAAAUUGCUGCUAAUCGGGCGAGGAGCCGACUGUAA